UACAAAAUCCACACUUGUUCAUCUUCUUCUUCUAUCAUCAUUCAUCAUUCUCUCUCCACCAAUGACUUGACUUCACAAAUGGGCUUUCUCCGACGACUCUUCGGUGGCGCCAAAAAACCCUCCGCUAAGAGAAAAUGGCCCUUCUUCAAACACACCGUCAACAGCAAGUCACUCCCAGCCCCUCCCUCCACCCACUUUCAUUCUUCCUCUCCCUUGGACGCUAACAAGCAUGCCAUCGCCGUCGCCGCCGCUACCGCCGCCGUCGCCGAAGCCGCUCUCGCCGCCGCACACGCCGCUGCCGAGGUUGUCAGACUCACUAGUGGCGCCUCCGCCGCCGCCGGUGUUAGCCAGCUGCGGUGCUCGGAGGUGACCGCCGCCGUUAAGAUACAAUCUGCGUUCCGUGGUUAUUUGGCAAGGAGGGCAUUGAGAGCACUUAAAGCAUUGGUGAAAUUACAAGCAUUGGUUAGGGGCCACAUAGUGAGAAAGCAAAGUGCAGAUAUGCUGAGGCGCAUGCAAACAUUGGUGCGACUUCAGGCCCAGGCACGUGCAAGUCGUGCGCACUUGUCAGAUACUACUCCUUCUUUCAACUCCUCCCUUUCUAACUACCCUGUCCCUGAAGAAUAUGAGCACCCACCUCGUGCCUUCAGUACAAAAUUUGAUGGAUCAUCUAUACUUAAGAGAUGUAGUUCCAAUGCCAAUUUUAGGAACCAUGACUCAGAACGAGCCCGGUUUGACUCAAAUUGGUUAAACCGUUGGAUGGAACUAGAUAACAUGUGCAACCAAAGUGGAGAGUAUGCUUCAUUGAGAAAUGGUCGCCAUGAUGAUGAUAAAAGUGACAAGAUUCUUGAAGUAGAUACUUGGAGGCCUCACUUCAAGUCCCACCAUAGUAGUAGCGCCUCCUUUCAGACAGCACAUUAUUAUUUGAGUUCUGAAUAUAAUAAUGACAACUUUGAGUCUCCAUCAAAACGUUCAUCAAAGGCUCUAAAUCAAAGUCUAAACUCUUUGAAGUUUCACAAAGGAAAAGAAGAAGCAACUUCAAGAACUGCUGACAAUAGUCCACAAGCAUUUUCUGCCACCUCUAGAAAUGGAAGCGGUGCAAGGAGAGGACCCUUUACCCCUACCAGGAGUGAGUGUUCGUGGGAUUACUUCAGUGGCUUCUCGGGUCACCCCAAUUACAUGGCUAACACUGAAUCUUUUCGAGCCAAGGUGAGAUCACAAAGUGCACCAAGACAAAGGGUGGAGUUUGACAGAUACGGUUCCAUUAGGAGGCAUGCUCAGGGUCUUUGUGAUGUGGAGCAUGAUUCAGAUUUAAGGAACAAAGUCUUACCUGCCUCAAACAGUGUGAACAAAAUUGGGAGCACCAAUUUAAGGUGACAUUGAGUGCAUGUGUUAUAAGACAGUCCCACUUUUUCCACAAAAAAAAAAAAAAAAAUGUUUCCUCUUUUUGAGUUUCUUGUGUGUGGUAGCAGUUGAGAAUGUAAUUAUUUUUCACAUGUAAUUCAUAUAGUCCAUACAUGAUUGUUCCCGUUGUUGACGUUUUCUGUGAGUGGAUUUGUAAAUCAUGACUUGGUUUGACUGUUUGCUUAGUGGAGUGCAUGUUUUGAAUCGUAACUUA
Messenger RNA from Cajanus cajan (pigeon pea), 1615 nucleotides. It is a transcript of the gene IQD23, whose product is annotated as IQ-domain 23. Gene Ontology annotation, molecular function: protein binding. The record is from RefSeq and is a predicted model, not a curated record. NCBI's taxonomy places the organism in Eukaryota, Viridiplantae, Streptophyta, Magnoliopsida, Fabales, Fabaceae.